This is a messenger RNA of Oncorhynchus gorbuscha (pink salmon), 2406 nucleotides long. RefSeq lists its product as uncharacterized. Bases 606 to 1838 code for a protein of 410 amino acids. The transcript has 7 exons. Lineage: Eukaryota; Metazoa; Chordata; Actinopteri; Salmoniformes; Salmonidae. The record is from RefSeq and is a predicted model, not a curated record. Gene Ontology annotation, cellular component: membrane.
CGCCAGGCGGAUAUGUGUCUUGCUAGUUUUUUCCGAAAAUAUAUAUAUUUUUUUAAUGAUUUUUUUAUUUAAUUCAAACAAAUCUUUCGAAAGGAUUCCCUGAUAUCUUGACGUGAUUAUAUAUCGAUGACCAAUAAUACUGUAUCUACAUAUUGAAUAAUUGAUGUUUUUAACUGUAGAACUUUCGCGUUCUUUAAAACAAGGUUUUGUAGUUAAAGAAUAUUAAUAGUUACGACAUGGGAGUAGUUUUCUCGGUUUGAUAUUUUGUAUAAUGUUUGAUAUACGUUAUGAAAUGUGAAAGGAAGGACCUGGACGGACCUGAAGUUAGCCAGCUAAACUAACCAGGCAUGAUCAAACAGUGUCAGUGACUGAAGAAAUGUAGCUAGAUGCCUGACAGCGAGUAGGUAUGUUAAGGCCAGCUGUACUACAGGCUAACACACCGAAAUCCUUCAGAUAGUAUUACGGUAAUUUGACUAGUUAGUCAACUAUAGUUGUCUCAAGUUGAAGGUCACCACUCCACUUUUGGGUGCAGUUUGAGUAGACCGCCGAAAACCGCAUCAAGCUCAACUUCAGCAGAAUCAUCUCUCGACUUGCGGUCAAAUUAAAUGAUGACAAAGAUGCUGAAUAUUCUAAUUGUCCUUGCAACACUAGUAGGUGCAGACGGUGUGUCACUCAGAAUAAUUCCAGCUGCAGAUGGCUUUUCGUUCAUCCGUCUAGUCCGUGGGGACAGUGACUGUGCGGGGCGCGUGGAGCUGCUCCAGGGGAAUCAGUGGGGGACAGUGUGUGAUGAAGGCUGGGACCUGACAGAUGCUGACGUGUUGUGCAAGGAGCUGGACUGUGGGCUGGCUGAUAAAGCCGUCCGUGGAGCUGCGUUUGGAAGGGGCACCGGAGAGAUCUGGCUGAGGCACGUCAACUGUUCGGGCCAAGAGACGAGCCUGACGCAAUGUCCCAGGGUCGUCAACGGGAACCCCACCUGCACCCAUGAUAAUGACGCUGGAGUGAAAUGUUCAGGUACACUGUUGAUGCCUACCCUGUCCCUGCUCUCCCCUCACACCGUCUUAUCUCCCGGGGAGGUGGUUCGCUUCAGCUGUACUGUGCUACCGGGCCACCACCUGAAUGACUUCCACCUGUAUAAGAGAGGCAUAGCCACCCCGUUGAGGACUCAGCAGGUGGCCUUUGCCCAGUCCAGGGUGGAGUUUACUCCGUCAAACCAGAAGACUCAACAGGGCAGCUAUAGGUGUCUGUACAGGAUCAAGGGUAUCCCUCCCUCCUCCUCCAUGCUUACCUCUCCACCCAGCAACUCUAUCAACAUCACUGUGGUGGAGCUGCUCACCCCUCGGCACUGGUACAACACGUCCACCGAGGCUCCCACAGGCUCUGUCAUCAAAGGCCACAGCUUCAACAUCACCUGCUUCACUGAGAAGCAGUAUCCUGGAGGUUCCUUCCAGCUGCGUCUGAUCCGUUCCAACGACACGGUACGCCAGUCGCUGCCCGCCCUCACUCCCGCUGUCACCUUCAGCUUCUCAAACGCACAGCUCUCCAACGAGGGCUACUAUUACUGCCUCUAUAUGGUCCAGCUUGACGGGAGAAUCUUCGUGUCCCGGGAGAGCCAACCGCUUCCUGUCUCCAUCAGAGGUGAGGGCAGACCCAGACCCAGUGUUGAGCCUUAUGGUGAUCAGCUGGCUAGCUUCUGCUCUGGCCUUCCUCGUGGCUCUCGUCGUCGUCAUCAUCAUCAUCAUCGUUGCCAGAGUCAAGCUCUGCAAGAAACGGGAGAACCCCUUGGCACUAGAGCUAGAGACCAGAACCUGUGUGGACAACACGUACGUUGCCUUGGAUGAUGAGCUGGGCAGAUAUAUUGGAUAAAGAGAAGGACCAUGUGUUUGUGAGAGAACCAUCAAGAUGGAACCCACAAUGCAGACAUUCCUGAGCUUGACAACCUUCCUCAGGGAUGGGUCACAGACAGAGAUGGUGACACAAGAUAAGUACCAAAGCACUACGUAGGAGCCAUAUGUAACAGUAUAACUUUAGACCGUCCCCUCGCAUGAACCAAGGACCCUCUGCACACAUCAACAACAGUCACCCAUGAAGCAUCGCUCCACAAAAUCCGUGGCCCUUGCAGAGCAAGGGGAACUACUACUUCAAGGUCUCAGAGCAAGUGACGUCACCGAUUUAAACGCUAUUUAGCGCGCGCCACCGUGAACUAAGCUAGCCAUUUCACAUCCGUUACACAUACACACGACAUCUACUAGAACCUGGUAGAAUCCUGCAUUAGAACAUGACAGCAACAAAUCAAAUCAAAUCAAAUCAAAUUUAUUUAUAUAGCCCUUCGUACAUCAGCUGAUAUCUCAAAGUGCUGUACAGAAACCCAGCCUAAAACCCCAAACAGCAAACAAUGCAGGUGUAAAA